AUAGACUCCCUCACUAUUGUACCCCCAGCAUUACUAAUUAUCUCCAUCUUAAUAGCAGUUGCAUUUUUAACAGCGCUAGAACGAAAAAUUAUAGGCCACAUACAACUACGAAAAGGACCAAACAUUGUUGGCCCCCUUGGCCUACUUCAACCAUUUGCCGAUGGACUUAAACUUAUUACCAAAGAGUUAACCCUUCCCCUGCUUGCCACCCCUACCCUUUUCAUCCUGGCCCCAACAGCUGCCUUAAUACUUGCUCUCGCCAUGUGGUCCCCCCUCCCCAUACCAUCUCCGCUCGCAGACCUAAACCUUGGAUUAUUACUCUUACUCGCAAUAUCAAGCCUUAUGGUUUAUUCGUUCCUAUGAUCAGGAUGAUCAUCAAAUUCUAAAUAUGCCCUAAUGGGCGCCAUACGGGCAGUUGCUCAAACCAUCUCCUAUGAAGUAACACUAGCCAUUAUUGUCCUAUCUAUUGUCCUACUGAGUGGAGGAUUCUCACUUCACACCCUUACUGUCACACAAGAACCCCUAUACCUUGCGCUAGCUACAUGGCCCUCAAUAAUAAUAUGGUAUACUUCCACACUAGCAGAAACAAACCGCGCCCCCUUUGACUUAACAGAAGGAGAAUCGGAACUAGUAUCCGGAUUUAAUGUAGAAUACAGUGCAAGCCCUUUCGCACUUUUUUUCCUAGCUGAAUAUGCCAACAUUAUAUUAAUAAAUACACUCACCACCACCCUGUUUCUCAGCCCAUCAACCCCCACCUUCCUCCCAGCACUAUUCACCAUUGCCCUAAUAAGCAAGGCUCUCCUACUAACCAUAAGUUUCUUAUGGGUUCGAGCAUCUUACCCCCGAUUUCGUUACGACCAGCUUAUGCACCUCCUAUGAAAAAACUUCCUACCCAUAACACUAACCCUCUGCCUAUGACACUCAUCAGUGCCAAUAUCAAUGUUUGGACUACCACCAAUGACUUAG
Alligator mississippiensis (American alligator) is the source of this 966-nucleotide messenger RNA. The record is from the annotation of a RefSeq genome assembly. Lineage: Eukaryota; Metazoa; Chordata; Crocodylia; Alligatoridae.